Ornithorhynchus anatinus (platypus) is the source of this 1677-nucleotide messenger RNA. It is a transcript of the gene C1GALT1, whose product is annotated as core 1 synthase, glycoprotein-N-acetylgalactosamine 3-beta-galactosyltransferase 1. Gene Ontology annotation, molecular function: N-acetylgalactosaminide beta-1,3-galactosyltransferase activity. The coding region runs from base 128 to 1600 and encodes 490 amino acids. Gene Ontology annotation, cellular component: membrane. Lineage: Eukaryota; Metazoa; Chordata; Mammalia; Monotremata; Ornithorhynchidae. The record is from RefSeq and is a predicted model, not a curated record. The transcript has 5 exons.
CCCGCCCCCCGCUGGCCGGCGCGGCUCCCGUGCGGAGGGCUCCGCCGGGCUCCGCCGCCUCCGGGGAGGCCUCCCCUGCUACAGCACCACGGAGCCGGGCACAGCCCGGCGCCCGCCGUAGGGACCGAUGGCCGCCAAGUCGGUGCUGAGCCUGGUGACCUUCACGUGCGGGUCGGCGGUGGGCUUCGUCCUGUGCUCCCUGCUGCUGAGCGUCGUGCUGGAGGAGCGUCUCCACGGCCGGCCCCACGUCCUGCACAACGACCCCCACGGCCGCCACGCCGACGACCACCAGCCCGGCCCCGGCCCCGUCCUCGCCCAGAUGGACUUCAACGCCGACGCCGCGCAGCACCAAGACGAGGACACGGCGGUGGCCGCCGACCUGUACGAGAAGGUGAAGGUCCUCUGCUGGGUGAUGACCGGCCCGCAGAACCUGGAGAAGAAGGCCAAGCACGUCAAGGCCACCUGGGCCCGGCGCUGCAACCGGGUGCUGUUCAUGAGCUCGGAGGCGGACGCGGACUUCCCGGCCGUGGGCCUGGAGACCAAAGAGGGCCGCGACCAGCUGUACUGGAAGACCAUCCGGGCCUUCCAGUACGUCCACGACCGCCACCUGGCCCAGGCGGACUGGUUCCUCAAGGCGGACGACGACACCUACGUGGUGCUGGACAACCUGCGGCGGCUGCUGGCCCGGCACGACCCCGAGCGGCCCCUCUACUUCGGCCGCCGCUUCAAGCCCUACGUGAAGCAGGGCUACAUGAGCGGGGGCGCCGGCUACGUGCUGAGCCGCGAGGCCCUGAGGCGUUUCGUGGACGCCUUCCGCACCAACAAGUGCACCCACAGCUCCUCCAUCGAAGACCUGGCGCUGGGCAAGUGCCUGGAGGCCCUGGACGUGCGGGCCGGCGACUCGCGGGACGGCAGCGGCAGGGAGACCUUCCACCCCUUCGUGCCCGAGCACCACCUCAUCAGAGGCUACCUGCCCAAGACCUUCUGGUACUGGAACUACAACUAUUACCCGGCCGUCGAGGGUCCCGGGUGCUGUUCGGAUCUGGCCAUCUCGUUCCACUACGUCGACCCCACCACGAUGUACCAGCUGGAGUAUCUGACCUACCACCUCCGACCCUACGGCUACAGGCGGCCCUCUCCUGGAAGGGGACUGGGGAGGCGGGGGUCUUCCUGCCUGGGUCCCAGCUGCCCCCCAAAGCUGCUCCUAGCUUCCCAGGGCAGAUUCGACAAAGACCCCGCAGCUCGGGACCACCGGGGGAAGGCGGGGUCCGCUCGGAUUCCGGAGACGGUCGCCCCGGGCCGCCCCCCGCACGCCGAAGGCUCGCCUCGCCCGACCCACGCCCGUCCGGCCGGUCGGCUCGUUCCCGACGGAGAAACCGGUCCCGCCACCGGCGGGCCGUGCCGGACGCGAGCCCGGCCCCGUCCCUCCCGUCGAGCUGGUCCCGCGUUCAAGUCCCGCCCCGUCCUCGGCCGCCUUCCGCCUCGACGGAGACCCCCGCGUUCGAUCUCGCCACGAACGUUUGAGGCUGGGGGUUUGAAAGGUCUGCGAACCGAAAGCCCGGGGGCGGGGAAUUUGUGGAUUUUAAGAGAACGCCUUUGAAGUGCCUUUUGAACAGUUUUCUUUUGGCGGUGGAGAACUGCGGCAAAAUAAAUACACGGCCGUACCCAAGACCCGAA